Thermothelomyces thermophilus ATCC 42464 is the source of this 1422-nucleotide messenger RNA. RefSeq lists its product as uncharacterized. Gene Ontology annotation, molecular function: hydroxymethylbilane synthase activity. Gene Ontology annotation, cellular component: cytoplasm. NCBI's taxonomy places the organism in Eukaryota, Fungi, Ascomycota, Sordariomycetes, Sordariales, Chaetomiaceae. Gene Ontology annotation, biological process: heme biosynthetic process. The transcript has a single exon. Bases 203 to 1246 code for a protein of 347 amino acids. The record is from RefSeq and is a predicted model, not a curated record.
CCCGUCCAUUGCAUCGCGAUAUCCAACAUCGGCACUGCGUUACCUCUCUUUUGCAGCGGGGGCGACCAAUUGAUUCCUUCCUCCGGCGACCACCUCAGCAAACCAACUUCAACCUGAUAUUGAUCAACCGGUCCCCAAUUCCGAACGAGAGAACCAACAGUGGGCCUCGAGAAUUUUCCCUAACCCACCACCCCCGUCCACAAUGGCCACCCCAAGCGCCCCCCGCACUACCAUCAAGGUCGGCACGCGCCGCUCGGCGCUCGCCCUGCGCCAGACCGAGCUCGUCAUCGAGACGCUCCAGCGCGCCCACCCGCACCUGACCUUCGAGGUGCACGCGAUGGCGACGAUGGGCGACCGCGACAAGACGACGCCCCUGCCCGCGCUCGGCAAGGGCCUCUGGACGUCGGAGCUCGAGGCCAAGCUGGCGUCGCGCGAGCUCGACGUCGUCGUGCACUCGCUCAAGGACAUGCCGACCUCGCUGCCCGCCGGCUGCGUCCUGGGCUGCGUGACCGCCCGCGAGGACCCGAGGGACGUGGUCGUCUUCAGCAAGGCGCACCAGGAGGCGGGGAAAUUCAAGACGCUCAAGGACCUGCCGCAGGGGGCGGUGGUCGGGACCAGCAGCGUGCGCCGGGCGGCCCAGCUGAGGAGCAAGUAUCCCGGCCUGGUGUUCCGGGAUGUGAGGGGUAACAUCGAGACGCGUUUGAGGAAAUGCGAUGAGGAAGGGUUCGAUGCGAUCAUUCUUGCUGCCGCAGGCCUGCUAAGGUUAAACUUUGGCGAGAGGAUUGCUCAGUACCUCGAUUCGAACACCGAGGGCGGUGGUUUGCUGCAUGCCGUCGGUCAGGGGGCGCUGGGUUUGGAGGUGCGGGAGGACGACCAGGAGAUGAAGGAACUGCUCAAGGCCGUGGAGGAUACUCCCACCAUGAUCGCGUGCUUCGCGGAACGGAGUGUCAUGCGGACGCUGGAGGGCGGAUGCAGCGUGCCAAUUGGGGUGGAGACGGCGUGGCUAGAAGAGGAAGAGGCCGGCCAGAAGAAGAGGAAACUUCGCCUCCGAGCGGUGGUGGUGAGUCUAGAUGGCAGCCAGUCUGUCGAUGGCGAGAGGAUAGAGGAGAUCGACAGUCUCGCGCAGGCGGAGGCUAUGGGCAAGGAGCUGGCCCGGAAACUGGCCGGGAUGGGAGCACAACAAAUAUUGGACGACAUCAACAAAGGGCGGGCAUCAGGGGCGGCCCUGAAGGUUGGCGACGCAUGAUAAAAAGGUAGAUUGUGUACCGUAGUAGCCAAGAGACCGCGAUGGUCUUGAAACGUGCUAUCUUCUCUCCGCUCGUCAACUCCUGGCUUUUAUCUUGCUCCCUGGAGCAGCCGUUGAGAGCGGCUUCUGUCUGUGUCACGAUCUGUCAUUGCCCCCUGUUGAACGCCCGUUCGAAU